Messenger RNA from Miscanthus lutarioriparius, 2364 nucleotides. The record is from the annotation of a GenBank genome assembly. Lineage: Eukaryota; Viridiplantae; Streptophyta; Magnoliopsida; Poales; Poaceae.
AUGGCGUCAAAGUUAUGUGAAGGUAAAAGGUUGUUACUACUGCUUAUGGGGGCUAUCCUAAUCCUGCCGCAUAGUACUACAGUUCAUGGGGCCAGUGCUGGGAACUUCAGCCUAGCUCUGCCCAAUUGCCCAGAGAAGUGUGGCAACAUGAGCAUCCCUUACCCGUUCGGCAUUGGGAAAGACAGCCUAGGCAAAGACUGCUUCCUGAAGAAAGAUUUUGAAGUCAUAUGCAAUACCAGCCAGCAAGCUCCAACUAUCUAUAUCAAUACGGGGGGAGGAUCAGUACCGUACUCCAAGGUGUUGAAUUUCAGUCUUCUUGAUGGUGAGGCACGCAUUCAGAAUACAAUACACUGGAGCUGCAAAUACCAGAACAGCAGCAAUAUCAAGAAGAAUGAAUACCCAGCAUUAUCACUAAAUCUCGGGAAUUCUUUGAAGGUUUCCUACACUAAGAACAAAUUUACAGCAAUCGGGUGUGCAACCAUUGCAAACAUAGUGGGUUCUACGGAUGAAAUCAUUGAUUUAAACAACUUGCACUACACCAGCGCUUGUUCAUCGUUCUGCGACAGUGAUUUGAGAAUCAGUAGGGGCCCCAACUGUGAUGGCUUGGGUUGUUGUCAGACUUCACUUCCACCACGUCUGUCGGCCUUCUAUUUCGGAUUUUUUUACUACGAUGAUUUACUAAAUAAUCCCUCCGCCCAAGGUUUCAGCCCUUGCAGCUACGCAUUCGUCGUCGAGGUCAGCGAAUUCAAAUUCGACCGUUCCUAUGCUGAAUAUUCAAAUUUCCAGAAACAAGACGGUGUCCCUUUGGUCCUUGAUUGGAGUGUUGGUUCUGAAACUUGCGAGGAAGCCAAGAAGAACUCAUCAUCUUUUGCCUGUCGUGCCUUGAACAGUGUAUGCAUCAACGCGACAAAUGGUUCAGGGUACCGCUGCAUCUGCUCUCAAGGUUACCAAGGCAAUCCCUACCUAGACGAAGGGUGCCAAGACAUCAAUGAGUGUGAUGACCCAUCUAUAUAUCCUUGCAUUAAUGGUAACUGCAUCAACACCAUUGGGAGCUACAAUUGUUCAUGCCCAGGAGGAACUGAGAGCAAGGAUCCCAAGAAUAUAGCCUGCACUCCAGUUUCUGACACGAACAAGCAGCCUCAAGUGAAGGUGGUCAUAGGUGUUUCUGUCAGCUUCGUAUUCCUCAUCGUUUGUAUCUCUUCUCUGCUGAUCAUGUGUCAAAAAAGGAAAUUAGCGAAAGAAAAGGAGACGUUCUUCAGACAAAAUGGUGGUCCUAUACUAUACCAAAACAUCCUCAAUAAAAGAAUUGACACAGUGAGAAUAUUCACAAUAGAAGAUUUGAAAAAGGCGACAAGCAAUUUUGACAGAAGCAGAGAACUAGGCAAAGGAGGCCACGGCACUGUGUACAAGGGCAUUCUAGAGGACAACAAGGAAGUUGCCGUGAAGCGCUCAAAGAACACGAAUCUAAUGCAAACCGAAGAAUUUGUGCAGGAGAUUAUUAUACUUUCACAGGUCAACCAUAAAAACGUGAUCAGGCUUCUAGGUUGCUGCUUGGAAGUUGAAGUGCCCAUCUUGGUGUAUGAAUUCAUCCCAAAUGGAACUCUCUUUCAAUUGAUCCAUGAGAACCACGACAGGCAACCUGUUUCUUUAGAAGACCGUCUUAGGAUCGCUCAAGAAUCUGCUGAAGCAUUGGAGUAUCUACAUCUUUCCAUCAACCGUCCUAUUGUUCAUGGAGAUGUGAAGUCUCUCAACAUUCUUUUGGACAACAACUGCAUGGCAAAAGUGACGGACUUUGGGGCAUCAAGGAUGCUUCCUAAGGAUGCAGUUCAGUUCAUGACAAUGGUGCAAGGAACUAUAGGUUACCUAGAUCCUGAGUACUUGCAAGAGCGAAAACUAACAGAGAAAAGCGAUGUUUAUAGCUUCGGAGUCGUGCUUCUAGAGUUGAUCACAAGGAAGACGGCGAUAUAUUUCGAAGGCGACGAGAUGGGAAAAAACCUCGCAACAUCGUUCCUGAAAGCGCUAAAGGAUGACAGAGUGCAAAGUAUGUUGGACACUAGCAUAAUGUAUGCUGGAACAGAGGAAUUGUUCCAGGAGGUUGCUGAGCUUGCUAGCCAGUGCUUGAGUAUGAAAGGGAGCGAGAGGCCUUCCAUGACCCAAGUGGCUGACAAGCUGAAGGCUAUACGAAGUACCUGGAGUGGUAUACUGUUGCUGAAGCAUGAAGAAACUCAGCGUCUUGCUGAGCAACUGGGCACGGAUUCGGUUGUUGGUGAACUAUCCCCUAGCAUGUACUGGACGGCAAGACAUCUGGGGUUGGAUAUUGAGACACCACGUGUAGAUCAUGCUGGUAGUACCAACAUGCUAUAA